Nelumbo nucifera (sacred lotus) is the source of this 1315-nucleotide messenger RNA. RefSeq names its product plastid transcriptionally active protein. Lineage: Eukaryota; Viridiplantae; Streptophyta; Magnoliopsida; Proteales; Nelumbonaceae. The record is from RefSeq and is a predicted model, not a curated record.
CGUUUUAUCCUCUCCUCCUGGAGACGUGCGAGACCCACCGUCGCCAUGAGCCCAUGACUGUUGGAGGUUGCAGAGCUUUCACUUCUAUGCGUAUCUCUUCCUUCAGCCCUCCAAUAAACCAACCCACCAUCGCCUUCUCCGGCCACCCGUGCGCCCUCAUCGCCAACUUCUCGAAUUCUGCUUAGUACUCUCCCAAGGUACCAGUUUGUUGGCGCCUCAUCGUGAUCUUCAAAAGCUGUAGGACCAAACCUAAUGCAGAUGGCCUCCGUGAACUCCGUCCAAGACACCUGAGGGUGCGAACGGCGAUACCAUUGAAACCAGAGUACCGCCCCCCCCUGUAGGUAGAUUGCCGCCACUUAAAUUCUCUGGUGACUGGGUAUUUCGUGAAAAUCAAAUACCUCUCCGCCCUAUAAAACCACGGGAUCGUUGCUAGAGACGGUAGGGAACUCCAGCUUUGGAAAGUUGCAGAAAGGACCCCCAGCCCUUCGGUUGCUCCCUUGACUGGAGCCCUCUUGAUCACUGUCCCGGCUACUACCCUUUCUCACCUUCUCCUACUGCGUCGCCAUAACCGACAGAGUCUCCUUCACCUCUCUCAAAUCCGAAGCCACCUUGUGAUAGUUCAGCUGCAUCUGCUCCAUCCUAUCCUCCAUUGUAGCCGAUCUGUUGGCACAGGGCUUAAAUGGAGACAGGAGACUACAAGUAGAGUACUUAAUGACAUCUACCAAAAGCUGAUAAGGAUUGUGAAUUUGUGACUGUGGAUAUCUGGAAUGAUUAAUUUCACAGCCCAGCUUUAGGUAAUGUCAAUGAGAAGCUAAACAGAAAUGGCAAAUGGUAUUCCUUAUCCAUUACGCAUGGUAGCUUCUGCUGCUGCUAUUUUCUUUGGGGGAGUGUUUACUAUGUCACUUGCAUCUUCUGUAACCAUUCGAGCAUUACAAGCUACUUCCGAAGCAAAACGGAAAAAAGUCGCAAUGCCGUGUGGAGUUUGUAAAGGAAAAGGUUUCUAUCCGUGCAAAUUAUGCAAAGGGAAAUCUACAAUAGAAUGGUCACCUUUAUAUGAUCCUGUUGUCAUAAAUCCUUGUCUUUGCCCUACAUGUGAAGGAAACAGGGUGCAACGCUGUCUAAACUGUCUUGGAAAGGGCUACUUCUAAUUUAAGAGGUGGAAGUACAUUCUUGUACCCUUACAUAAUACUCCCAGCCUGUAACAAGGACUGCUUAUUGCUAAUUGUUGCCCCAGCAUGCUAUAUCCGUUUUUAUUGCUAUUUUUGUGUUAAUACAUGCCAGACUGCAAUUCUGCAAAAUGAUUUUUCUUGUUGCA